Exophiala spinifera is the source of this 459-nucleotide messenger RNA. RefSeq lists its product as uncharacterized. Gene Ontology annotation, molecular function: actin filament binding. The coding region runs from base 1 to 459 and encodes 152 amino acids. The record is from RefSeq and is a predicted model, not a curated record. Gene Ontology annotation, cellular component: actin cytoskeleton; cytoplasm; actin cortical patch. Gene Ontology annotation, biological process: cell motility; actin filament severing; actin filament depolymerization. The transcript has 5 exons. NCBI's taxonomy places the organism in Eukaryota, Fungi, Ascomycota, Eurotiomycetes, Chaetothyriales, Herpotrichiellaceae.
AUGCCUGUUUCAGGACUUUCCGUCAACCCAGAGUGUGUCUCCGCUUUCAAUGAGCUGAAGCUCGGCCGCGGUGGCCCCAAAUACAUUAUCUACAAGAUCUCCGAUGAUCAGAAGGAAAUCGUGGUAGACGAGAUUGGCAAAGAGUCGGAUUACGAUACCUUCCGAGAGAAGCUUAUUUCCAAGAAGGAAAAGACUGGCAAGGACAGACCCUCCUACGCUAUCUACGAUGUUGAAUUUGAGCUUGAGGGCGGUGAGGGCAAGAGAUCCAAAAUCGCCUUCAUUACCUACAUCAACCAAGACGCCACUGGUGUCAAGUCCCGCAUGGUCUACGCCAGCUCUCGCGAAACCUUGAAGAACGCACUAAACGGCAUUGCCAUGAACUGGCAAGCAAACGACCCUGGCGAGUUGGAAUGGGCCGAUCUUCUCAAGGAAGCCAGCAAGGGCAAGGGCACAAUCUGA